Molecule: messenger RNA, 1183 nt
Organism: Impatiens glandulifera
Lineage: Eukaryota; Viridiplantae; Streptophyta; Magnoliopsida; Ericales; Balsaminaceae
Product: probable E3 ubiquitin-protein ligase RHA4A
Exons: 5
Coding region: 414-935 (173 amino acids)
Source: RefSeq, a predicted model, not a curated record
AGCCCUUGAUUUGGCGGAUGCAUUUUUCGAAAGAGGGCUCAAAGGAGUAGAUGAAGAGCCGCCAAUUGAUAUACAGUUGUUUUCGCCGUCGAAAACGUGGGGGCCAAGGUAUGCCCGCCGGGAUACCGGCGCCAGUACGAAACCAUGGCUGUCUUGAGGCUACCGGCGCCAGUACUCUCACGCAGAAGUAUGAAGAGUUGCUAGUUACUUGAGGCAGCAACAGAGGAGUCAUCCCACUUUCCUAUGGCAUCAAGAAGAAAAAGAAACCAACAUAUCUAGAUGGUGUAUACCUCCUCUUCACUUAAUUCACACAUACAACCCGUUGAGUUUGUGCUCAAAGCAGACUAUGAUUUCAUCAGAUCAUCCAGUUUUAAGAUUAGGAAGAGAAGAUACUGAUUCCAGGAGGAGGAUCAAUGGGUUAUAAUAGUGCAAGUUCAUCUUCAUCUUCUUCUUCUUCUGCUGUUGAGUUGUAUCCUGAAGAAGUUCAGCUGAAAUUAUAUCAAGCUUUCAUCUUCUCCAUUCCCAUAUUAAUUGCAAUCAUUCUUCUCCUCUUACUUUACCUCUUCUAUCUCAAGAGGAGGACGACGACGGAAACCCAUCAUCUCCCUAUCUCUGCUCACUCUAAUUCAAACAUGGCCGGCGAGAGAUUUAUGAUUAGCAGCAGCAGCAGCAGCAGCAGCAACUUGAAGUUAAACCACCAAGUAGCCAAACUUCAGACAGUCUUGCUUAAUCAAGUAUUGCCCACUGUUACCGAUUCUACGUGUUGUGUUUGUUUAGGAGAAUUUGAGUUAGAGGAUGUGUUACAACAGAUCCCAGCCUGUAGACAUGUGUUUCAUGCUGAUUGUAUACGUCUUUGGCUAAUCUCUAACACCACCUGCCCUCUUUGUAGAUGCUUCAUUAAUUCCCACCCUCCUCAUCCUCCUAUAUAUUCAUAACCCACUUCCUCAUUCUCAAUCAAUCAAUUCUUAACAAUAAUAUUCUUAGUUUUAGUUUUUCACCCUAGAUUUGGGCAAUGCUAAUCCGAAGAUGGAUAUGCCUUCAACCCAUCGUCCUCAUCAAACACUACUCUUUUUGUAUGCCGGUUUUUUCAUUAAUAUCGGCUUAUUUGAUCAAUGUUUUGUAUUGGCUGCCAGUGCCCCCAACUUUUAUCGAUCGGUCAAUGUUCAAUUGUACUUGUUUUGCA